Adelges cooleyi (spruce gall adelgid) is the source of this 1394-nucleotide messenger RNA. Its product is annotated as lipase member K-like. Gene Ontology annotation, molecular function: hydrolase activity, acting on ester bonds. The transcript is spliced from 8 exons. NCBI's taxonomy places the organism in Eukaryota, Metazoa, Arthropoda, Insecta, Hemiptera, Adelgidae. The record is from RefSeq and is a predicted model, not a curated record. The coding region runs from base 135 to 1307 and encodes 390 amino acids.
UAACUUGUCUAAAUUGUUACCAGUAAAGUAGGUACUUAUUUUUCUAAUUUUUUUAAAUUAAUAUACAUUUUUAUUUAUUUUGUUAAUCGACUUAGUAAAUUUUAGUAUAUGUUUUAAUUUGUCAAAUAAAUAAAAUGCAUAAGUUCAUAAUUCAAGAUGUAUUUAUUUGUGCGUUUACUUUAUUCAAUGCAAAAUAUUUUGUUUCAUCUGUUCAAACUGCCGACCGUAUUAAUGCAUAUGGUUAUCCAUUGGAGAUUCACAAUGUUCAAACAGAAGAUAAUUACAUGAUAGGCAUCGAGCGAAUUCCACAUAAAAAUAAUGGAAAUAAAACCAAAGGCAAACCCGUAAUUUUAUUGCCCGGUUUGUACGGCAGCUCGAUGCAAUUUGUGGUGAACAAUGAUUCGCUCGGUUUUGUAUUGGCCGAUGCGGGGUUUGACGUUUGGCUACUCAACUACAGAUUGUUGGGCAUUUCAAAAUUUAUUAAAAAUCCAACCACUGGCAAAGUUAUAAAACUGAAAAAUGUUUCUUGGGAUUUUGGUAUGGAUGAGUUAGCUAAAUAUGACAUGACGGUGGUCAUUGAUUAUGUAUUAGAAAAAACUGGAUACCCUAAAGUAGACUUAGUGGGAUUUUCUCUUGGAGGGACGAUAGCCUUAAUUGGAUUAUCAGAAAAACCACAGUAUAACAAUAAAAUCGAUCGAUUAGUAUUGAUAGCACCAACAUCUAGAAUGAGAAACUUUGACAAACGGUUAAUAACGUUAAAAUUGAUACCACCAAAGGUUUUGGAUUUGGCCUACACAUUAAAAUAUGUACCCAGAUUUGUUGAUCCGGACAAUCAGUUAGCUGGGAAAUUAUGUGAUUCAAUGAUUUUUAAAAAAAUAUGUCUUUCUGUAGCCUACAAUAUCCAAGGUGUAUAUUCGCCAAUUGUUGACGAUGCUCCAAAGUUUUUGAGUAGUUACCCACAGCCCACAUCAAUUAAAGUUCUGAGACAAUACUUUCAGUUUGCCUAUUCAAAACAUUUCCGGAAAUACGAUUACGGACGAGAUGGAAAUUUGAAACAUUAUAACUCGACUACACCAGCAGAGUAUAAUUUAUCAAAUGUGGCAGCUCCGACCAUUAUCGUACACUCUAAGUCUGACACAGUAUCAGCAUCCAAGGAUGUAAAAUGGCUGAUUAAACAACUACCAAAUGUUAUCGAUGUUCAUUAUAUAACAGAAGUUCCAUUUCCUCACCAAGCGUACACUUUAAGUCCGUAUGCCAAACCCUUCGUCAAUACUUAUGUAGCAAAUAAAUUGUUAAACAAAUAUUAAAUAUAACUAAACAUAAUUUUAUUUUUUUAAUUUAAAAUAAACAGUAAAUUUUGUACACGAAAUACAAUAUUAAUGUAUGUAACAAAA